This is a messenger RNA of Schistosoma curassoni, 669 nucleotides long. Lineage: Eukaryota; Metazoa; Platyhelminthes; Trematoda; Strigeidida; Schistosomatidae. The record is from the annotation of a GenBank genome assembly.
AUGGGAGGCAGUGGUGAUCAUGGUCAUGAUGGCCAUGAUGAUGUUACUAGGGAAGAACUCUUUAAAGAGUUCAAACCAAGCAUUAAAUACCGAUUUACUAGUAUCGUUGGGUCAAUAAUUGACAAACCUGUCUCUCUUUUUCACGAACAAGUUGUUAACAGAGUUCGCACUCCAUACCCAUAUUAUCAUAAGCGGUACGACCGUGUUCCAACCAUUGACCAGUGUUUAACUAAUGACUUGGCUUGCAUCGAGGAGGCCAAUCAGCAAUUCCAUAGAGACCGGCUAGUGGAUCUCAAUAUAGUUCGUAUUCUGCGAAAACGCAAAAACGAAUGUAUGCGGUGGUACAAUUAUGAAAAAGAAGAUGUUUAUCAAUUCUGUGGUCCUAUGUUCACUGAAUAUGAAGAUGCAGCCGUCAACUACUACAUUAAAUAUGGAGAAUUACACUGGUCAACAAGCGUUGUUGAUGCUUUUAUGAAACAGAAACAUCGUUUACUAUGGGAAAAACGUUACGGCCCAGUUGGUAAAGCCUCUGAUGAGAAAAAGAAACUAGCUGCAGCUGAGAUAUACCGAAAGAAGUUCAUCUGUAGUUUACUGAAUCUAGGUAGCUCCAAGUGUUUAUUAUUACCGAACUUCAAAGAUGGAUAUGAUACAAUUCUCGUAUGGUUAUAG